AGCAGGUGUUUGGAUGAUGAGAUAUCAAAAUCAAAAAGGUUGAUCAAACGACUGAUUUCAAACGCUUUAGACCUUAAAAGUGCAGAGAACAUUGAAGAUAAGUGAUGAUAAAACAUACCCAUCCUUCGCUACACUACAGAGGCUGCACUAUUCAUCUGUUAUAGACGGUCGUUUCGGUGGAUCAACUCUUUUGAAUAGAUCACGCUCAGCACACGUGAACCAUGAUCACCACAUGAAAUACUGGCUUGUCAUCGGAAAAACACAGCUACAUUUGCAUUUGAAAUAGCUUGGAAAUCUUCAAAAAAAACUCCCUGAAAUGAAGGGACAGGGUUAUGACAACACGAAUUGCCGACUUUCAGCAAUCGCCCAAGUUUUGUUUGGAUUUUCGUGUCUUGUCUUUGGUGUCGGCGACAGGGUGGAAAUGAUGCAUUAUGAGAGCGGCUUCCCUGCUAAAGGAGCUAUUGGAAUAUGGAUUGGGAUUUUGAUUGUCGCCACAGGGAUGAUUGGAUCAAUUGCUAGUUUACCAGUCAAUGCACAACGUAGAUAUUUGGUGAUUACUUACUUCAUAUCAUCCAUCAUAUCRAUGCUUCUUGCACUCAUUAUAGCAGACUGCUAUAUCGUUAGUCUUGUAUUCAUAGCAAGAGAGGGUGAUUGUAACUACGAUCUGAUGGGCAAACCUUCCCCUGUUACCCGGUACUAUGGCACAGUUCCUGCCGACCGGCAGUGUGAGAUACGAAGGAAGUAYGCAGUAGUCAUGAUUGUGAUCGGCCUKUGUGAGCUUUUAAGUGGAAUACUUGCCAUUUACAAUUGCAUCCAAAUCUAUAGAAGUCGGAAACAACAUGCUUUAGCACAAAUGGAUCCUAUCCUUCCUGACCCAGAAACACUG
Messenger RNA from Exaiptasia diaphana, 886 nucleotides. RefSeq lists its product as uncharacterized. The record is from RefSeq and is a predicted model, not a curated record. Lineage: Eukaryota; Metazoa; Cnidaria; Anthozoa; Actiniaria; Aiptasiidae.